UCUCAGAAUGGCAGCGCCGGCCCUUUUUUCACUCUGACACUCUGUUUCCUGUGCAGACGUUCAGUCGCUCUACACCAUCAACAAUAUGGCCAUAUGCAGAAAAGACAGCUUCCUUUGGGGGAAAGCCCCACCGAAACUCACCCAGGCGGAGAGAAGGCCGAGUGAAACCAUCAAGAUUCACAAGUUUGAGCUGCUGGAUGACAUCCAGAAGCUCAGGCUGGAGAUCAAUCACAUCAUGCCAGAAAUCAACAGCUCUGAACAGAAGGAGCAGAAUAAAAAGGUUGUGAAGAACAGAAGAUUCUUACGUGGGAAAAAGAAAUUCAACAUGGACCCCAAAAUGGGCGUCCAUUACCUGGUUGAAAACGACCUGCUGGAAUGGCAAGCAGAGUCAGUGGCCGAGUUCCUUUACAAAGAGGAGGGACUGAACAAGACCGCCAUCGGAAAUUUUCUGGGAGAGAGGGAGGAGAUUUAUCUGAAGAUACUGAAAGCCUUCGUGGACUUGCAUGAAUUCUCAGACCUGAAUCUGGUGCAGGCGCUGAGGCAGUUCCUCUGGAGCUUUCGUCUCCCGGGAGAAGCUCAGAAGAUUGACAGGAUGAUGGAGGCGUUUGCAACUCGCUACUGUGACUGUAACCCAGGGGUCUUCCAGUCCACAGACACCUGCUACAUCCUGUCUUUUGCCAUCAUCAUGCUCAACACGAGUCUCCACAACCCCAAUGUGAAAGACAAACCCAGUCUGCAGCGAUUCUUCUCCAUGAACAGUGGCAUCAACAACGGGAAAGACCUGCCCACCGAGCUGCUCACGAAACUGUACACGAGUAUCCGCAGCGAGCCGUUUAAAAUCCCAGAGGACGAUGGGAACGACCUCACGCUGACGUUUUUUAAUCCAGACAGAGAGGGCUGGCUCCUUAAAAUGGGUGGCCGUGUUAAAACCUGGAAGAGGAGGUGGUUUAUUUUGACAGACAGCUGCCUGUACUACUUUGAGUACACCACAGAUAAAGACCCGAUCGGGAUUAUCCCUCUGGAGAACCUGUGUGUCAGGGAGCUGCAAGACACAAGCAAACCGUAUUGUCUGGAGUUAUAUAAUCCCAAAGGACAAAAGAUCAAGGCCUGCAAGACGGAGAACAAAGGCCGAGUGGUGCAGGGUAAACACCAGUCCUAUAAGCUGAGCGCGGCCAGCACGGAAGAGCGGGACAACUGGAUCCACGCAAUCAGGGCGAGCAUGACCAAGGACCCGUUCUACGACCUGGUGUCUCUACGUAAGAGGAAGGUCAUUAGCAACACAUCCUCGUAGAAACUGAAACUCCAGACAUCGGUGGAAACAACAUCUGAGCAUUUUAUGGAUUAAUCAUGCUGAGUCUGUUCAACUUCAUCACACUUCAUUUCACAGAAAUGUACGAAUUGGGAAGUGGCACUUUGUGAACUAUUUGUGGCUUGCAGUGUAAGGUCUUCACAUUACUUCUGCAAACUGCACGCACUACUGCUCCGGGUUCAGGGGCCGACACACAUCUGCUGCAGAGGCACAGCCCGAGGGGUGGCAAAGACCCCCCAUGGUGCCCUCCCGACUGAGCUUCUAUAUGAAGUGACUUCUUGCUGGAAAGUCAAAUAACCACAAAGCCAUGCAAACAAGUCAAAACAAACACAAUUUGACUACAAAGAGAUGCCAAUAAAACACCACAAAGCUACAAUUAUUAGCCACAAAGAAACAUAAAAUGAUGACAAAAUACACAAAACAGACACAAAACAACCAAGUGGCGUGAAAUGAACACAGUCAGUGUUAUAAUGUGAUGUAAAAACAACUACAAAGAGACUCAAAAGACAACAAAAUGAGACAUAAAUGUCUUGCAGUGGGAGGUGUUGGGGGUGGGGCGUUACAUGUCUGUGUCAAGGGACCUGAUGUCUCACAGUCUGUCCUUGGCUGUAAAAACAGCAGCUAUUUAUUGAUAUUAUUUCAUGUUAGAAUAUUUAAAGUUGUUUUAUUUUGUAUUUGUUUAUUACCUAUAGUAUGUAGCACUUUGUUAAACCUGUUCCGGGUGUUUUUAUUUGAGGCUUCCUGGGAAAAUAUGAAGCUUAAAGAAGCAGUUUCAUGAGCGAUUUGUGGAGGGUUUUCACUUUUCUUACUUCACUUACUGAUGAAAUCAAAUUUGUCCUUUCUCUUCCUGAUGAACAUCAAAUACAAUCACAAACCAGCUUUGUUAAAUUCACGUAAAUAGAAAAACCAGAAAAGCUACAAAAACAUUGACAAGCUCUUAAAUUAACUUAUGACUACAUAGAGUGUACAAUGUAUUUUAUUUAGAUACACUUGUUUAACAUGUAUUAUAUUAUUUAAUGACUUCAUACUGAUGAGGGGAUCAAACUAUCUGUAUAAUAAACUCAUUUAUUCUGAAUGUGUGGCUGUUUCUCCAGCAGAUGGCGCUGCAUCAUCAUAACAUGUCACUUCUUUCACCAGGAAGUUCAUGUUCAAAUAUUUACUUUUAAUGCAACUCACUGGAUGUUUUUUGUUAUCAAAUUAAUACAGCCC
Molecule: messenger RNA, 2518 nt
Organism: Seriola dumerili (greater amberjack)
Lineage: Eukaryota; Metazoa; Chordata; Actinopteri; Carangiformes; Carangidae
Gene: cyth4a
Product: cytohesin-2-like
Exons: 13
Coding region: 86-1291 (401 amino acids)
Biological process (GO): regulation of ARF protein signal transduction
Molecular function (GO): guanyl-nucleotide exchange factor activity
Source: RefSeq, a predicted model, not a curated record